This is a messenger RNA of Tetrahymena thermophila SB210, 1131 nucleotides long. Its product is annotated as alpha/beta fold hydrolase. Lineage: Eukaryota; Ciliophora; Oligohymenophorea; Hymenostomatida; Tetrahymenidae. The transcript has a single exon. The record is from RefSeq and is a predicted model, not a curated record.
AUGUUUUCAUCACUUUUUGGUACAAAAUAGCUGACUCCUUAAGAAUAAAAAAUAAUAAACAGCUAACCUUAUAAAGCUCUUUUAACUGAAGAUGAGAGAAAAGGAUACAUUAAAGCUACUUUGAACGAAACAUAAAUUUACAAGAAAUGCUCUCUUCAACCUAUAAUAGAAGAUGUUAAAAUAAGAUUAGAUGGUAGCAACUAAGAUCUAUUUAUACACACAAUAAAAUACCCAAGAAAAUAAACUCAAUAAUAAUCAAAUGAAAUUCCAAGUAUUUUAUGCUUACAUGGUUACGGUGGUACAAGUUUAAGUUACUACAAGUUGAGUUCUCUCUUUUAAGAUAGUUUUGAUACAUAUACCAUCGAUUUCUUAGGAAUGGGACUUUCAUCUCAUCAUGAAUUUCACUACACUACAAUCAAUGAAUGUAUAGAAUAUUUUGUUUAGAGUAUCGAAAAAUGGAGAAUAGCUAAAGGAAUAAACAAAUUAAUUAUAGUUGGUCACUCAUUUGGUGGUUACAUGGGUUUUAAUUAUGCAAUAAGACAUUAAUAAAGAGUAGUUAAACUGUUUUUAGUUAGUCCUCUUGGAGGUACUAAGCGUACAUAAGAAGAAGUAGAUCUUUGGUUCAAAAAGAGGCAGGAGGAAAGUGGCUAUAUUUAAUCAUAAUUUUUUAAUUACUUCUAAAGUGCUUGGCAUGAAAAAAAGACUAUUUCUAGAUUCUUUAAAAUGCCUCUUGUCCCUACCUAUUUUAUGUUAAAUAACUAUCUAAAAAAAAGAUUAUAAAUUGAAGAAAACUUACGAUCUGACUGGUAUGAUUAUAUGACAGGAUUAAUUGAAUUACCUGAUAGCAGCGAUAAGGCGAUUUUUUAUUUAUUAAGAUUCCCAAGGAUGUCUGCUAUCCACUCAAUUGAAGAAAUUCUUAGUUAUGAAAUAAAAGAAAUGAAAAAAUAAUUUGAUUUUCACAUUCAUUUUAUGUAUGGCGAUAAAGAUUGGAUGUGUUCUGAUGGUGCAAAAAGGAUUGUUGAAGCUAAACUAACUCCUUCUUCAUUUAUUGUUAUUAAUGACUCUACUCAUAAUAUAGUUUACGAUUAACCUAAGCAAAUUCAUUCAUAUAUAAUGAACAACAUAAAUUGA